Molecule: messenger RNA, 1732 nt
Organism: Tarenaya hassleriana
Lineage: Eukaryota; Viridiplantae; Streptophyta; Magnoliopsida; Brassicales; Cleomaceae
Product: probable protein S-acyltransferase 3
Exons: 5
Coding region: 464-1714 (416 amino acids)
Biological process (GO): peptidyl-L-cysteine S-palmitoylation; protein targeting to membrane
Cellular component (GO): endoplasmic reticulum; Golgi apparatus
Molecular function (GO): protein-cysteine S-palmitoyltransferase activity
Source: RefSeq, a predicted model, not a curated record
UGAAAAACACACUAUCUAAUUUGAGUGGGCAAAUAUCUUGCAACGACAAAGAAUCUAGUCAAGAUACGAUAUACAUUGAGAUUAAAAAAAAAAACAUUGUAAUGAAGUUUAUCCUUCCGAUUUUUCCUCCCCUUUAUCCAUUUCUUUUGAAACUUUUGCUCCUAAAUUUAUUGCCAGAAUAUAUUAGCGUCAACCUCGCGGAAAUUUUGGAAAUCAUUAGAAUACCGAAACAGCCAUCAGACAAAUCUCUUAGGGGGGGAGAGAGAGAGAGCUAAUUAGGGGAGGAAGAAGAAGAAGAGAGAAAUCCCCAAAACCCACAUUUCUUUGUUUGAUUCUGUUGAUACCCAGAAAAGAAUCUAGAGAAAAGUUUAAGAAUUUGAAGAGAGAAUUAGGAGACAGAGACAGGAAAGACGGUUUGAUGUCAGGUUUCAUGUGGGAUUUUGGGACAAACAGGUGAAAGAAGAUGCAGAGAGAGAGAAUGAGCAAGAAAAAGAACAGUCAGGUCCAUUGUGUUCCUCCCUCUGAUCAUCAUUUGGACAUGUCUGCUUCCACUUCCAAACCCAUCUCCCAAAUCAGAGCCUACAAAGCAUGGAAGGGUAACAAUAUAUUUUGCUGUGGUGGAAUGCUAAUCUUCGGUCCGGAUGCAUCAUCUCUGUUUCUAACCUCGCUCCUGAUCGGAGCUCCUGCACUUACAUUCUGCAUAAGGAUGCUUGUAUGGAUCAGAAAUGGUGACCCAUCCUUCAACUAUCCCGUCCUGACCUGUGGGUUUGUCCUCACAUUCUUGGAUUUUACAUUUCUCUUGUUAACAUCGUCUAGAGAUCCAGGAAUCAUCCCCAGGAAUAAGCAACCACCUGCAAUGGAUGAUGACAGUUCAGAUGGUUACAUGACACAAUCUAAGGAAUGGGUGAACAGCAAAACACCAAACCUCAAGAUACCGAAGACCAAAGAUGUGUUUGUUAACGGCAACACCAUCAAAGUGAAGUUCUGUGAAACUUGUUUGUUGUACCGUCCACCACGAGCUUCUCAUUGUUCCAUCUGCAACAACUGUGUCCAACGCUUUGAUCACCACUGUCCUUGGGUAGGACAGUGUAUUGCAGUGCGGAAUUACCCGUUCUUCAUCUGUUUCAUAUCAUGCUCAACCUUGUUGUGCAUAUAUGUGUUCGUCUUCUCGUGGUUCAAUCUGCUCCGGCAGCCAGGCCGAUUAUGGAGGAUCAUGGCCCAUGAUAUAGUCUCUGUCAUUCUCAUUGUCUAUACCUUCGUUGUUGUCUGGUUCGUGGGUGGUCUUACAGUUUUCCAUUUCUAUCUGAUCUCCACAAACCAGACAACAUACGAGAAUUUCAGGUACCGUUACGAUAGGAAGGAAAACCCUUACAAGAAAGGGCUACUGAAGAAUCUCAAGGAAGUCUUGUUCACCAAUAUCCCACCUUCACAGAUAAACCUCCGAGCAUGGGUACCGGAUUAUGAAGAUAUGACAACUGUAUCUGUCAUGUCUGAAUUCGAUUCAGACUUUAGCACAAACAGGAAAUACGAUAUCGAAAUAGGAGGCGACAUGCUAAGUAAGGACGAGAGUAAGAAGAUGCUUGCCUCUACAAUGCGAACCUUAGAUCACAAUGACAUUCAUGAUGACAGAUUGAAGAAGGUUGGAGAUGAUUCUCCCGAGUUUGAUCCGUCUUUCUUCCUGCCUCAACCGGAACUACACAAGCAUUUACCGUGAAGAAGGGUCUUUCAUAGU